UUAAGAAAAGAACAUAUUCCUUCCCAAAAGAUCGGCAACAUACCUGCAAUUUCUCUAAUGUUGCGGGAUCCUAUGAGUGAUGGUAAUCACUUAAGUACCAUCAGGUAACUCGCAUUCUCGUUUGCUGCCUAUAUUAUAAAAAUAUAUAUUAUUUCAAACUAGAUAGGUUUGUCGUAAACAUCAAAUUACAAAUAAAACUACAUACAGUCUUAACAAUUUUGUCUUCAUAUAUGUUUCGUUAAAAGCGAGUCGUCGCUAAGACUACUUCAAAACUCAAUUAUUCUUAUAUUUACUAUUGUUGUAUACAGACGUUUCAGAUCAUCAGAUUAACAACUGUGAAAUCCCUGUUAGGUAACAGGCAAUAAAAAUGGAUUUUCGGGUAUCCUUAGGGAUACUGUUGUUAGGAUUUGGAGUAAAUUCCUCAUCAACGCCUGUAACCUUAUCCGAUAAUGACAUUGAGAAAGAAACUUCCGAGUGCAGCCCGCUCGUAAUAGCACACCGUGGGGCAAGCGGUUAUAUUCCCGAACACACUCUCGGCGCAUACACCCUUGCACUUACAAUGGGUGCAGACUACAUCGAACCAGAUCUCGUGAUGACUAAGGACGGAUAUUUAAUAAUUCGGCACGACAACGAAUUGGGAUUAACCACAGAUAUCUCACAACAUCCAGAGUUUGCUGACCGUCGCCGAAAGAAAACUGUUGACGGAAUUGAAUUAACCGGUUGGUUCACUGAAGAUUUCAAUUUAUCGGAAAUAAAAAUUUUACGCGCAAUCGAACGCAUACCGACUAUAAGACCAGGCAAUGCCAGAAUGAAUAACUCAUUUUCUGUGAUGACCUUCCAAGAGAUUAUAGACCUAGCCAAGAACUUUCAACAUGUGCAAAAACGUGUUAUUGGCAUUUACCCAGAAAUUAAACAUAGCACGCACUUCCGACGCCUGGGUUUGCCCAUGGAGCAAUUAGUAGUAGACACGCUUCAUCAAAAUGGAUAUAUUGGAUCUAAUGCACCAAUUUACAUACAAUCCUUUGAAGUAAAUAAUCUUAAAGAGCUUAAAAAUAUCACAGAUUUACGACUGCUGCAAUUGUUCGAUAACAAAUCUACUCAACCAUUUGAUCAACGAGAGCUUGGAACUGGUCUAACCUAUGGUGAUAUGGCAACAUUGGAAGGAUUAAAAGAAGUUGCUAAAUAUGCAUAUGCAGUAGGUCCGGACAAAAGUUAUAUUAUUCCAAGAGAUUCUAAUAAUAGACUAGGUAAAGCGACUGCUUUUGUGAAGGACGCUCAUAGCGUUGGAUUAAAAGUGCACCCCUAUACUUUUCGGGCAGAAAAUUUUUUUCUUCCUGCUAAUUUUCAAAGUGUUAACAGUGACGAAAAUGCUAUUGGAGACUUAAAAAGUGAAAUAGAAACAUAUCUUGCAACCGGAAUCGAUGGACUCUUCUCUGAUCAUCCAGAUAUACCUGUUCGUAUUCGAAGCACUUGUGUAAAAUAGUCUAGGUCUAAAACAAGUAAAUAGAUAGAUAAUUAAUUACUUGGAGGUACCUGAAAGUUUAAAAAUUAAGCGCUUAUGUCAAAAGUUAUACUUAAAUAUGUAAUAAGCUCCUAUAAAUUACAUACUUAGAUAUUUUUAUUUAUUUAUUCAUUAGUAGAAAUAUGUUUACAAGAUGGACUUAAUGCUAAAAGCAUUCUCUCCCAGUCAACCAUAGGGAAUUGUCAGAAUACUCGAAUGCGGUACUAGUAAUUAUUGAUAUACAUACAUACUAAAAUUACAUAUAUAAACGAAUAAAUAUAUAUAUAUAUAAAUAACAAAUAUACUUACACAUAUAUGACAUAUACUAUCAUCAUCAUCAUCUUCCUACCCUUAUCCCAACCAUUUGGGGUCGGCGUAAUAUGAUUUUAUCCAUAUUACAAAAAGAUUUGGUUUUUUAGUUUUACAACUGGCCACCUGCCUGACGUCAACCCUCUUUGGGAAUGCAUUUGUUGGUGGUUUCCGCCACCUACGGUAUAAAGUAAAGGAUUGAAGAAAAAAGGAAGGGAACGUUGGGAAUGUGUAAAGUACUAUACAUAUACUAUAUUAUACACAAAAUUGAGAAUAAAGUGCUUAUAAUAUAAAGUAGAUAUCUAAAUCAUAUACGACUACGUACUUUAAUAUUUCUGCACACAUAGUAAAUUUUUAUUUAUUGUAUCUAUUGAACAUAUACCAAUUCAUGUGAUAUAUUUAGUAGUCUAGUUAUCUAUUUUAAUAUAAAUAAAAAAAAUAAAAUUUAAAUUAAUAAAAAAAAGACAUCUCUGGAAUCAAUCUAGCUUUCGAUUCGCUAUAAAAUAAAAUGCCAUCAGGUAUUUACUAAUCUAAUAUAUACAAUAAUCAGACGGAUACUGGGUAUGACUACGAGAUUGCCAGAUGUGAUUUUUUAUUUUUACCCAAAUGUCUAAUAUUUUUUCUCCAAAUAAAAAAUUUGUAU
Molecule: messenger RNA, 2453 nt
Organism: Galleria mellonella (greater wax moth)
Lineage: Eukaryota; Metazoa; Arthropoda; Insecta; Lepidoptera; Pyralidae
Exons: 2
Coding region: 368-1483 (371 amino acids)
Biological process (GO): lipid metabolic process
Cellular component (GO): periplasmic space
Molecular function (GO): glycerophosphodiester phosphodiesterase activity
Source: RefSeq, a predicted model, not a curated record